AUGGGAGGAAUAAACACGCAAAGCAGCGAUGAUAACAUCGCGCUUGCGCUUGUGAGCGGAUGCCCGUGGCCAGCAGAGUCCCGCGACUCUACAUCGUUGUUUGGGACCCGACUUGCGUUUGUGCCGUGGGGCUGGGAAGUCGCAGCCGACGGCUCGUUUACGGACAGUAUCACCAGCGCAACUUCUACGGACCAGGCUCUUAUCGCACCUCUUGAAGAGAACUUUGCUUUCAAGGCGUUUGGCGCAAGACUCUGUGUCCAGGAACUUGAUGCAUUCACGGAGACGUGGCUCACUCUUGCCACAGGAGACUCGCGAAGCGAGCUGACGGCGGCACUUGCCCGGCUGAGGAGCGCAGCACUCGCUUUGACGGCAUGUCAAGUAAUUGGUGACGAGGAGCAUCGCUCGAAACUUGAUACAGCCCUGGCGGCAAGCAGAGUCAUCGCCAAGUACUCAGACAGCCAGAGGCCGCCAGAGUACCAUGACUUGGACGAGAUCGAAAGUCUAUCAAAGUCCACGUGGCAUCUUCUACGGAUGGUCAAGGGCUUCUGUGUUCUGCUGCAGGGCUUCAACACCGUCGAUGUUUCCCCUGCGUCCUUCCCUGACUUCAUGCGAGGAUGGAAGUCGGAGAACCUGGACGUCCAGUCGAUGGCUGUUGAUCGCUACUAUUCUGGAAGCCGCAUUGGGGACCACAUCAACAGUCUCAAAGAGACUGCAUCUGUUAAGUCCAUGUCCGACGCAGCCUACAGACUGGCGAGAAACUACAUGUCGGCAGUGAACGGUGCCCAGCGGAAGCUCGAUGAGCUCAGCCUCCAAACACCUUGGUCAUGCAGUAUCGUGGCAGUGAAGUGGAAUAAGCCCCUUCCUCACGUCAGCAGACUGUCUUCCAUAUACCGUGGCAUGGAUCGCUACCGGAUCCUUGUCACAGCAUCGAGCCAAUUGGUGCCGUCGCAGAAUGGCAAGCCAGCUGAAAGUAUUGGGAGUGUCAAACAUAACGGGCCUCUCUUUUACUUCGCCUACGAAGAUCAGCUGUAUGGCAAUAAUGAAUAA
Molecule: messenger RNA, 1047 nt
Organism: Cyphellophora europaea CBS 101466
Lineage: Eukaryota; Fungi; Ascomycota; Eurotiomycetes; Chaetothyriales; Cyphellophoraceae
Exons: 2
Coding region: 1-1047 (348 amino acids)
Source: RefSeq, a predicted model, not a curated record